AUGCCUAGAGUUCUAGCAUGUCAAUCGCAUGUGGUUCACGGGUAUGUGGGGAAUAAAGCGGCAACGUUUCCCUUACAAUGUGUCGGGUGGGACGUAGACUGUGUUAAUAGUGUUCAAUUUUCCAAUCAUACUGGAUAUGGGAUGGAUAAAGUAUUCGGGUCGAAGGCUGACGCACACCAGUUAACGCAGGUGUUCGAAGGUGUUAUGAGGUUAAAAGACGAUUACAAUGCAUUGCUUUCUGGGUAUAUGCCAAAUAGGAACACAUUGGCUUGUAUGGCUCGAUUUUAUAAAGAAAUUAAAAGGCACAACCCAAAUCUACUAUGGUUGUUGGACCCUGUCAUGGGUGAUGAAGGCCAAUUGUACGUGGAUGAGGAUGUAAUACCGGAAUAUCAAGAUAUUAUUCACUCCGGACUUGUAGAUAUCAUAACUCCUAACCAAUUCGAGAUGGAAUUGCUAUAUGGGAAGCCCAUCGUUAACAUUUCUGAUUUGUAUUCGGCCAUCCAAGAGAUUCACCAGUUUGUGCCCGUGAUUGUAAUAACGUCAUGCUCAGCUUCGCUUUUCGAUGAUCCAACUCACAUAUAUUCGGUGUCUUCGCUGCGAGGCUCGCCACAACCAUAUGUGUAUAGAGUAUCAGUCAUUGAGUCUUAUUUCACCGGAGUUGGAGAUAUGUUCAGUGCAAUGCUACUACAUCAGUUGUAUUACAUGUUCGAAUCUAAAAAUAUUAGCCUUUUCCACGAGAAAACCAAUGUUGUUCUCAACGUCAUUCAUAGGGUCUUAGAGAUCACCAAACGACUCUCUGCUAACGUAAAGGGUUCCAUAGGAGAUCCAGUUACGAUGAGAGAAAUGGAACUUAGAGUCAUAGAAAGCAUCGAUUGUUACGAAUGUAAUUCAAUAGAUAAGGACUUCUCUUUCAAGUACGACUGGACUUUGUGCAGUUAA
Messenger RNA from Kluyveromyces lactis, 939 nucleotides. It is a transcript of the gene BUD16, whose product is annotated as putative pyridoxal kinase BUD16. Gene Ontology annotation, molecular function: pyridoxal kinase activity. Gene Ontology annotation, cellular component: cytosol. The record is from RefSeq and is a predicted model, not a curated record. Bases 1 to 939 code for a protein of 312 amino acids. NCBI's taxonomy places the organism in Eukaryota, Fungi, Ascomycota, Saccharomycetes, Saccharomycetales, Saccharomycetaceae. Gene Ontology annotation, biological process: pyridoxal 5'-phosphate salvage. The transcript has a single exon.